GGGGCAGAUAGGGGCAGAGUGGGGGUGGGCAGGCACCUCAAAGAAAUCUGCUGAUCUUGGCUGCAUGGGUGGAAAAUUGUAAACAGCCAAAGAAUUUUGUUUGCUUGCACAGGGAAGGCUGACCAAGUCCAAGGCAAGAGGCAGCUAGCCCAGGAGUAGGAAAAAGCCACAUCCUGGAAGCCUGAGAGCUCAGGAAGGGGUGCAUCCCUCUAUUUGUCUUCUUGGAGGCCCCUGGUCCUCCCAGAAGUCCCCAUCAUUCACCUGCCUGCUGGAAGGCCAGUCCAGAAAUACCAGGUCCUGAGGUUCGAAAGAGGAGCAUGGCCCCACUUCCCUUUCCAGGCACUUGGAGAUCAGUCUCCCCACCUCUGUCCCUGCCUGGCUGGAAGGCAUCCAGGGGAGCGGCAGCAGAACUCGGCACACGUACAGUGCCCACACAGCCUCACUGACCCCUGAGCUCACCAAGCUAGGGGACAUGGCAGGAGAAUGUCUUUUGCAGGACCAUCCUCAAGCCCAUCCUCAAGCUCUGAUGGCUCCUGAGAACUGAGGUGGCAGCUGAGCUCCCCAUUAUCCCUCCCCCAGCCCCCCAGCUGUGGAGGAACAGAUCCCAGGGCAGAGUCCAGGGCAGCUCAAGGCUCCUCCGCACACACCCGCUGAACCCUGAGCGCCCUGAGCUGCGGGGAUGGGGCGGGCCGGGGCUGCCGCCAUGAUCCCGGGCCUGGUCCUGCUCUGGGCAGCAGGGCUGGGCAGUGCCACCCCCAGUCCCCCACGCCUUCGGCUCUCCUUCCAAGAACUCCAGGCCUGGCAUGGUCUACGGACCUUCAGGCUGGAGCGGACCUGCUGCUACGAAGCCUUGCUGGUGGAUGAGGAGCGUGGACGCCUAUUUGUGGGGGCCGAGAACCACGUGGCCUCCCUCAGCCUGGACAACAUUAGCAAGCGGGCCAAGAAGCUGGCCUGGCCGGCCCCUGUGGAAUGGCGAGAGGAGUGCAACUGGGCAGGGAAGGACAUUGGUACUGAGUGCAUGAACUUCGUGAAGUUGCUGCAUGCCUACAACCGCACCCACUUGCUGGCCUGCGGUACAGGGGCCUUCCACCCAACCUGUGCGUUUGUGUUGGUGGGCCACCGGCUGGAGGAGCCGGUGCUCCAGCUGGACCUGCGAAAGCUAGAGGAUGGCAAAGGCAAGAGUCCCUAUGACCCCAGGCAUCGGGCUGCCUCCGUGCUGGUGGGGGAGGAGCUAUACUCAGGGGUGGCCGCAGACCUCAUGGGCCGGGACUUUACCAUCUUUCGCAGCCUGGGCCAGCGUCCGAGUCUCCGAACAGAGCCACAUGAUUCCCGCUGGCUCAACGAGCCCAAGUUUGUCAAGGUCUUCUGGAUCCCCGAGAGCGAGAACCCGGACGACGACAAAAUCUACUUCUUCUUUCGUGAGUCAGCUGUGGAGGCGGCACCGGCAAUGGGACGCCUGUCCGUGUCCCGCGUUGGCCAGAUCUGCCGGAACGACAUUGGCGGCCAGCGCAGCCUGGUCAACAAAUGGACGACGUUCCUGAAGGCGCGGCUAGUGUGCUCGGUGCCAGGCAUCGAGGGCGACACCCACUUCGACCAGCUCCAGGACGUGUUCCUGCUGUCCUCGCGGGACCGCCUGACCCCGCUGCUCUAUGCCGUCUUCUCCACAUCCAGCGGCAUCUUCCAGGGCUCCGCGGUGUGCGUGUACAGCAUGAACGACGUGCGCCGGGCCUUCCUGGGACCGUUUGCGCACAAGGAGGGGCCUAUGCACCAAUGGGUGUCAUACCAGGGUCGUGUCCCCUACCCCCGGCCUGGCAUGUGCCCCAGCAAGACUUUUGGCACCUUCAGUUCCACCAAAGACUUCCCAGACGACGUCAUCCAGUUCGCUCGGAACCACCCGCUCAUGUACAACUCGGUCCUGCCCAUUGGGGGGCGCCCUCUCUUCCUACAAGUGGGAGCCGGGUACACCUUCACCCAAAUUGCUGCAGACCGGGUGGCAGCUGCUGACGGACACUAUGAUGUCCUCUUCAUUGGCACAGAUGCCGGCACAGUGCUGAAGGUGAUCUCAGUCCCCAGCGGUGGCAGACCUAACGCCGAGGGGCUGCUCCUGGAGGAGCUGCAGGUGUUUGAGGACUCAGCUGCAGUCACCAGCAUGCAAAUCUCCUCCAAGAGGCACCAGCUGUAUGUAGCCUCGCGGAGCGCGGUGGCCCAGAUCUCGUUGCACCGCUGCGCUGCUCACGGCCGCGCCUGCGCUGAAUGCUGUCUGGCGCGAGACCCCUACUGUGCCUGGGACGGAGUCGCGUGCACCCGCUUCCAGCCCAGUGCCAAGAGGCGGUUCCGACGGCAAGACGUAAGGAAUGGCGACCCCAGUUUGCUGUGCUCCGGGGACUCAUCUCGUCCCGCGUUGCUGGAGCGGAAGGUGUUUGGCGUAGAGGGUGGCAGCGUCUUUCUGGAAUGUGAGCCCCGUUCGCUGCAGGCGCACAUGGAGUGGACUUUCCAGCGCGCAGAGGAGACGGCCCACACCCAGGUGCUGUCAGAGGAGCGCGCCGAGCGCACCGCGCGUGGGCUACUGCUGCGCGGACUGCGACGCCGGGACUCGGGCGUGUAUCUGUGCGCGGCGGUCGAGCAGGGCUUUUCCCAGCCGCUGCGUCGCCUGGCGCUGCACGUGCUGAGUGCUGCGCAGGCCGAACGGCUGGCGCGGGCCGAGGAGGCUGCGCCCGCCGCACCGCCAGGCCCCAAACUCUGGUACCGGGACUUUCUGCAGCUGGUGGAGCCGGGCGGCGGUGGCGGCGCGAACUCCCUGCGCAUGUGCCGCCCUCAGCCUGUGCUGCGCCCACCGCCCCCAGAGUCGCGGAGGAAGGGCCGCAACAGGCGGACGCACGCCCCUGAGCCGCGCGCUGAGCGGGGGCCGCGCAGCGUAGCUCACUGGUGACCCGGCUGUCCCCACGCUGGGGACCAGGCAGGAGACGACAGGCAGGAGACGGAGCAGACAAACCCUGGGCAGACGACGGGUUGGGGCCGGGCACAUUGGGGUCCCUGGAGGACAGAGACACCAAGUGACAGGCCCUGGCCUUAGGGCAGCCACGUGGGCUUAUUUAUUAACAGGAUAACUCUUGAAUGUAGCCCCAGAAGGGUGGCCCAGGCUGGGUGCAGGAUCCAGCCAGGAUGGAGGGGACAGAGAAGUCGGCCGGGCUUCAGAGCAACUGAAGCACCAAGGCCUGGGAGGUGCCCAGAGUGCCCACCCUUGGGGACAGACCCCUUCCUUGGGCAGUGAGCAGGAAGCUGUGAACAGGCUGGGUUGCUGGGGGCGGGGUGAGGCAGGCCGCCUGUACUAAAGUAAUGCAAUAAACACAUUAUCAGCAGAAGCUGGAAUGGCCCCAGCAGACAACCGCUAGGUGCCUUGCUCUGUGGUCUUGGGCACCUUCCUAGCAGUCUCAGGGCCUGAGUUUCUCCAGCCCAAGGUUGCCGUGGUGAGAAUUAAAGGGGGUUUCUACAUGACUGAGUGGGUUCUCCAGGGCCUUUGGGAAUGCUGACAUGCACAGUACAUUCUGCACAAUACAAUUUAAGGGUUAAGUGCUAUGGAAAAGAAUGUGAGCAGAUGGCCUCACUGAAGGAGUGACACUUGAACUGAAAUGACAAGGAGCCAGCCACAGGAAUAUCUGGGAACAGAGCAUUCCAGGAGGGAACAGACGCUGCAAAGGCCCUGAGAUACCAUGGCGCCAAGGAUGCCAAACCGGAGCGGCAGGGGGCCACUGGCCCCCAACCACGUGCAGGAGGUGCACCUGCAUCAGGUGGAGUCCAUCAGUGACCUACACAGUGGAGGCUCACUGCACCCCUAUCUGACUGAAGAGGCACGGCCAUGGGACGAGCUCCUGGGUGUUUUGCCACCAUCACUGUGUGCCCAAACCAGCUGCAGCCCUGUGUAUGGCAGGGGGGCCUUCCUGCUGCUGCUCGCGCUGCUGGUGCUCAUAUGCCUGGCGCUCGCCAUCCUGGCUGUCUACCUGAGUGUGCUGCAGAGUGAAUCCCUACGCAUCCUGGCACACACAUUGCACACCCAAGAGGAGACACUACUCAAACUUCGCCUGGCCAGCCUCAGCCAGCUGCGGAGGCUCAACUCCAGCGAGGCCCGAGCACCCAGCUGAGAUGCCACUUUGACCUGGGGCCUGGAGGACUAUGUGUGGGGGUCGGGAUAAAGUGGCCACUGGCCUCAUCUACAGUACUUCCUUGGUGAGACUUUUGUCCAAGAACCUGAUGUGACUCCACAGCUGCCCGACUCUCCUGCCCUCUUCAAGCCAGGCCUAGCCAAGGCUUCUGGUCGCUAGGCCUUGCUUUAGGUGGUCCAAGGUCAGGGGAAGGGGCACCGGCCUCCUGGUUCCUCCUGUGGCCUGUCAGCACCCUCUGGCCAUCCCCAGAUGGCAGGUUCAGAAGUGUAGAAAUAGCACCCCCACCCGGCUGUCUCCCAAACUCUGCCAAGCCUCCCGGUGGGAGACCAGCCUCAGCUCUCAAAGAUAGGCUGGGCUCUGAGUAGGGGGAGAGGGGCCACCUAGGGAGACUGCCCUGGAGGACAAAGGUGAGAUGGAGGAAGACCCAGCUGGGCCCAAGCCUAGGGUGGGUGGGGAAGGAGGGUAGACAGAGAUAGAUAUCCAGGAGUCAAGACCACAGAAGGCUGAGCAUUCUGUUUAAUUAUGCAUAAUAAUCUUUAAAAAUCAGCACACAAAUUCAUUCCAGGUAGCCUUGCCUCCCCAGCUGCUGUGGUGGCAUUUGUCUAGAUGCCAUCUCCCCCAAGGAAGUGGGUCAUCCCAGGGGAGCAAAGCCUGAGAAAGAAGAGGAAGGGACAGCCCCCCUACUCUCUGCCCCACAGCCCUGGGCCACAUUUGGCCCGGCCUGAGACAGGGCAGCAAGAGGCCACAGGGCUGAGUGUCCUGGCCUCCAGCCACCCACUCCAUGUCUGUUUUUGGUUUUGUCAUUAAAAAAAUAAAGCGACAAUUUCUGGCAGA
Messenger RNA from Lemur catta (Ring-tailed lemur), 4994 nucleotides. RefSeq names its product semaphorin 3B (gene SEMA3B). Gene Ontology annotation, biological process: neural crest cell migration; semaphorin-plexin signaling pathway; axon guidance. NCBI's taxonomy places the organism in Eukaryota, Metazoa, Chordata, Mammalia, Primates, Lemuridae. Gene Ontology annotation, molecular function: semaphorin receptor binding; chemorepellent activity. Bases 680 to 2929 code for a protein of 749 amino acids. The record is from RefSeq and is a predicted model, not a curated record. The transcript has 22 exons.